GUUACUUAAUCCCACCGUAUGGCAAAAAGCUCUUGGUCAAAUGUUUUUCUCAUUGAGCGUAACAAUGGGAGGACUCAUGACUUUAGCUAGUUAUAUCCCUUUCAAUAAUAACUGUUACAAGGAUUCUAUCUUAGUAAGUUUAUUGGACACUGGCACGAGUCUCAUGGCAGGGUUUGUAAUAUUUUCUGUUCUUGGGUUCAUGUCAAAUUUAAAGCAUACAACUCUCGAUAAAGUUGUCGCUGGCGGUACUGGUUUAGCGUUCAUCGUUUAUCCUGAAGCUCUUUCGCAACUACCUCUGCCUCAGUUUUGGAGUUUCAUUUUCUUUAUAAUGUUAUAUACUUUGGGCAUUGAUAGCCAAAUAACGUUUAUAGAAACGGUUCAAGCGGCCCUCCACGAUCAAUUUCCUAAAAAAUUCCCAAGAAAGAACAAAUCAUUAGUAUGUGGGACAUUAUGCUUCAUGUUCUUUAUUUUAGGAUUUCCUUGCGUAACAAGGGAUAUGAAAAAUUUACCAAAGAUAUAUCUUAUAUGCUGGGAUAUGAAUUACCAUACAAGAAAUAUUGGCAAAUAUCAUGGGCAUAUCUCGCACCAAGUGGAUUAAUAUUUGUGUGUGGGGCAUAUUUUGUGC
This is a messenger RNA of Gordionus sp. m RMFG-2023, 625 nucleotides long. RefSeq names its product sodium- and chloride-dependent glycine transporter 2-like. The transcript has 5 exons. Bases 41 to 598 code for a protein of 185 amino acids. The record is from RefSeq and is a predicted model, not a curated record. Gene Ontology annotation, biological process: sodium ion transmembrane transport. Gene Ontology annotation, cellular component: plasma membrane. Lineage: Eukaryota; Metazoa; Nematomorpha; Gordioida; Chordodea; Parachordodidae.